Anthostomella pinea is the source of this 486-nucleotide messenger RNA. The record is from the annotation of a GenBank genome assembly. Lineage: Eukaryota; Fungi; Ascomycota; Sordariomycetes; Xylariales; Xylariaceae.
AUGGCUCGCUUCUUCUCCAUAGCGGCCGCCUUCGCCUUCACCUUCGCCGUCGUCACAGCCAGCGCCAUCCCCGCCCGCGCCGCCGACUACGCCUGGACCUUCGCCUUUACGGGAGCGAAAACGUGUCCCGGGUGGCCGUGUCAAUACUCCUACAACCUCACAGCACCCCUCUACAGCUCGUCCACGGCCUCGAUCCCCGCCUUCGCCGCCAGCUGCGCUGGCACGAUCGACCAGCCGCUGCAGGCCUGCCAGCUAUUGGCGUUCUCUGCUGCUCCGGGUUCGCGCUCGGAGAUGCGAGCGGUUGCGGGCAACUUCAGCUCGUACGAGACGAGCGGGGAUGGGAGGGGCGUGUUGGCGGUGACUGCUACAUGGUUUGAUGAUGUACAGAACAAAAGCCUGACGAUCACGGGAGUGACGCCCGUGGAGGCGAAUGACGGCAGCACAUGGGACGUUCAGCCGACGGGCUGCCCGUUGACAGCCUGCUAA